CUGUGACGAAAUUCACACUUUUGUCGCUUCCCCAAGCAAUGUACGCUGAAAUGAUUUGACAAAUCGAACAUUGUUUUAUUCGUGAGUAAAUUAUCGGUUAUAAUUAGUACAAUUUUGUUGUGGAAUAAGAUUAGGGUGCGAUUUGUCUGUCAUCACCCCACCCACACGUUCUGUCCGUUGAAGUGGCACUUUCACUUUGCUUUUCCACAGGGUAGCCUUAAAUUUGAGUUAUAAAUUGAGUGGUGAGUAAUAAAAACUCUUGAAUCCUCAGUGUGAUUCGUGCCAAUACGUGGUGCCAAUGGAUAUUAGAAAUGAUGAAAUGAUGGAAGAGGAUGGUUUGUUUUUUUCAUCCACCACACUGACCAACAAGCAUCGAGGGAAUGAAGUCACCGUACCUCCAGCUUCUUUAGACACUUUGUCUAUUCAUCAGCUGGCUGCACAGGGUGAGCUAUCACAAGUUGCUGCAUAUCUAAAUAAAGACAGUUCACUUCUCAACAAGCAAGAUGAACGGGGUUUCACACCUCUCAUGUGGGCUGCAGCAUUUGGUGAGAAAGCAAUGGUGGAUUACCUUUUGGAAAAGGGUGCUGAUCCCAAAACUAUUGCACGGGAGAGGGAAAGUGCACUUACACUUGCCAGCUCUGGAGGCUUUGCAGAUAUAGUUGCGUGUCUUUUGAGACAUGGAGUGGAUAUAAACUCAUAUGACUGGAAUGGGGGAACCCCUCUUCUUUAUGCUGUCCGUGGAAACCAUAUUAAAUGUGUUGAGACCCUUCUAGCCAAAGGAGCUGAUCUAACGAUUGAAUCUGACUCCGGGUACACUCCCAUGGCCUUAGCUAUUGCAAUGGGGCACAAGAAGAUCCAGAAAGUGUUGGAGGAUCACGUUAUAAAGCUCUACAAAUUAAAGACAUGACAUACUAAGAAUUAAUGCUUUAAAAAAAAUUAAUAAAUAAAUAAA
Messenger RNA from Periophthalmus magnuspinnatus, 952 nucleotides. RefSeq names its product regulatory factor X-associated ankyrin-containing protein (gene rfxank). Gene Ontology annotation, biological process: regulation of transcription by RNA polymerase II. The record is from RefSeq and is a predicted model, not a curated record. NCBI's taxonomy places the organism in Eukaryota, Metazoa, Chordata, Actinopteri, Gobiiformes, Gobiidae. The coding region runs from base 299 to 907 and encodes 202 amino acids. Gene Ontology annotation, cellular component: nucleus. Gene Ontology annotation, molecular function: protein binding. The transcript is spliced from 8 exons.